AUGGCGCGGUUGACUGCAGUUGUUAAGCGGAUUGCUAUGAACGAGUAUGAAAUUAAAAUACAGAACCAGCACCACACACAUUCGCAUCCUACAAGUAGUAUUCAAGCUGCAUCUUACCUUACGACGACGACACUCCCGCUUGACGAUCAGGAUCGGGAAGACGUUAAGACGUUGGCAGACGCGUGUGUGUCGUCAACGCAUAUCGCCAAUUUUCUGAAUGAUCGCAUCAGGGAGGAUAGACUGAAAGACAUGUUGCAGCUUGAUGGUAGUGACGUACAAGUAAUUCAAGACCACACCGCGCGCGGUAUCAUCAUCAAAACAAAGAUCCAAAAGAUGAUGUUUGAGCGGUGGGGCGAGACGUUAGCUAUGGACCUCACGCACAACAGAAACAACCUUGGGUAUCAUUUGGGCGAGUUUGUAGGAGUUUGGUCGCCACAACAGCUUCAGACCAAGCGUUUCCGGUUGUGA
Molecule: messenger RNA, 468 nt
Organism: Phytophthora nicotianae INRA-310
Lineage: Eukaryota; Oomycota; Peronosporomycetes; Peronosporales; Peronosporaceae
Exons: 4
Coding region: 1-468 (155 amino acids)
Source: RefSeq, a predicted model, not a curated record